Messenger RNA from Dovyalis caffra, 171 nucleotides. Lineage: Eukaryota; Viridiplantae; Streptophyta; Magnoliopsida; Malpighiales; Salicaceae. The record is from the annotation of a GenBank genome assembly.
AUGGCAAGAUCGGGAUUGUUGAGUGUUACUCUGCUGUGGACUUUAGUCCUUUUCGGAACUCUGACUCUCAUCCAGGCGAAGAAGUCGAAGGAAGAUUCGAGGGAGAUUACCCACAAAGUUUACUUUGAUGUUGAGAUUGAUGGAAAACCCGCUGGUAUGUUCUUUGCUUGA